AUGGCGCCCCAAACGUCAGAGCAGAUGCUUCGUUUGUGGUAUGCCAAACUAUGGGCUCCCACAGUCGAUCUGAUCGGCGACAUUGCCGGCAAAGAGCCAUUCAUUAUUCAUGGCGAGUCCAUGAUCCGGCACUGUCUUGAAGAAUCGCCUGCCGACUUCCAAGAUGGGUUUCAGUUGUUGCACGCCGUAUAUUUCGUUGAAAGGUUCCUUAGCAAUCUUCAAAAGAGAGGUUGCGACUUUGACAUUGUCUUCUUUCACGAUUUAAGGGACAUCUGCGUUCCUCAUCUGUCUGGCUUCGAGUACAAAUAUCAAUACGCAAGAACAGUCAUCAUCAAGCAUCUCCAGAGAUAUACUAUCGACUGUGCAAAGAAGACUGGCGCCCGAUCAUCUGUUUUAGAGUUCAAUUCCUUUUCCAGUAAAGAAUUCCACGAUUACCUCAAGGGUCUACCGAUCCAUUUUGUUUUAUGUCACGACGGGGUUGAAUCGGAAGAUGUCAAAGAUACCGCCAUAUUGCGGUAUUUUAUCCGUCGUCUGAUUUCUCUUGGCAAAAAUGUAGCCAUUAUCAACUCUCUUAAGUGGAAGAGUUCAAAGGCAUAUGCACCGUUGCUAAGCAAGUCGCCCGUUCGACUGCCACGGCUGCCCAUUUCACCGGAGUUUGACUCGCCAUUUACUUCACUAUAUGGUCAAACUUAUGAAUGUCUGCAAUCUAUGCUGAUUGAGCCUCGGGAUCUCACUAUUCGAGAGCGCCUGGGUAUCACCGCCUGCUUAUCCCUAGUCGGAGCACCAAAGGGCAAUUUGACGGAUCAUGAUGAUCUGCAGGAAAGAGUACAAGCGUUUCUCCUUCAUCUCGCGGUCCUCAGGCACUGUACCCUACUUGAACGUCAGCAUUGGAUUGGACCGCAGCGUUGCCGUCCACACCCUGAAGACCAAGAAUUCUUGCGCCACAUCAUUGAACUGUCAUUGAUCUUGUUGGAAAAAGAUGAGUGGAUAACGAGCAUGGAUGUUUCUGAAAGCGACUGGGAUCUGUAUGAUGCCAUUGAUGGGUCUUUGUUCCAUUUCAUGCUCGAGUCUCUCCGCUCUAGCCAGUGGCUUCCCAGCCAAAUCAUCCAGUCGUGGCAGCACCUUUGGUCAGCUUUUCGCGCAGGAACUGAUGCGGGUUUUGCAGAGCAUCUCCCGCGACUUGCUAUCACUUCGGAGGACAACCUUCGAGGAGAGUCGAAUAGCUUGCAAGUCUCGGCUUUGCCUUUUAGCCAUCCCGUGCUUGACACUUUUCUCAAGGAUAUCAAGCUGAACGAGAGUCGGGAAGUACAAGACGCAUCCUCCCACUCCGUCUUUGAGGAUCUUCACCACUGGCAUAACACCAAGCUACUAAUACCGCAGAGAAAGAUCCAAAAGCUCGGGUUUUUUGCGAGACAAAGAAUGCAAAAGCGUCUUGCUAGCGUUAUAGCAUAUUCGGCGAGUCUCACAAACGCAAAAGGCAAACUACUUGACCCUGAGAUUGUCGUCGUGAAGAAGACUGCCGUUGUGCACAACUUCAAGAAUAAAGGGUCGCAGAAAGAGAACAGAAGUGUUCAAUCUCAAUCUAAAUCCAAGACACCAGGCCGCCAAGGGAACAAGCCGAGUAACAAAGAGAAGGCACACCGAGCGGCCCAAGAGGUUCAAGAGCAAAAAGCAUUAACCAAGCGAGGCAACGCAGUCACCCUAUGGGCCACUACAUGCCAAAAUAUUGAGAAAGACCAUUCUAUUGUAUCUCGAUACCUCAAAACCAUCAAAUUCCUGAACGAACGAUCCAAGGAUGACAAUAUUGCGCUGGGAUCCGAGAUCCACCUUUACUUGUGCCAUCUUCUUGGGCAGUUAUGGGCAAAAGCACAGACAGCUGCCAAAGUAAACCCCAGUGCCGGGUUCUAUCUCAUUGCACUUAUGUGGAAAUGGCUUCAGGAGCUUCCAACCAUUGGGGUGUCCAAAGCGGUAGACAAGGCAGUUCAGAAACUGAUGUCUUGCCUCGGGAUUCCAAACCUUGUGGUUACUGUUGGUGAUCAGACCCAAAAGAUGUCGUUCAAAUUUGAUUAUGGUUCUUUCAAGAACAUGAAAAAAUCUAUGCUAAACUCUCGGCAAAUGCAGCUCGAAUUUGCAGCGCCUUACAUGGAUCGACGAUUCGAUUCUCGACAGGAUAAUCGGGUGCCAUUCAACCCAGAUGCUUGGCAGGUUAAAGUUCUCGACUCAAUCGAUGCAAAUAACAGUCUCCUUGUCAUUGCCCCAACUUCUGCGGGUAAAACAUUCAUCUCGUUUUACGCAAUGAAGAAAGUACUCGAAGAAAGCGAUGACGGAGUCUUGGUAUACGUUGCCCCAACCAAGGCUCUGGUAAACCAGAUCGCCGCCGAAAUUGGUGCUCGCUUCACCAAAACAUACAAGCAAGAGGGUAAGUCUGUUUGGGCAAUACACACUCGGGACUACCGAGUCCAAAACCCAACUGGAUGCCAAAUACUCGUCACCGUACCUCAUAUGCUGCAGAUCCUCUUGCUUGCGCCGACAAACGCCAAAGGCCCCAAAGCAUGGUCACAACGGAUCAAGAGGAUCAUAUUCGACGAAGUCCAUUGUAUUGGGCAGGAUGAGGAUGGUGUGGUUUGGGAACAGCUGCUUCUAUCUGCUCCAUGUCCCGUCAUCGCUCUCUCAGCAACCAUUGGGAACCCCGAACCCUUUGAGGAGUGGCUCUCACAGGUUCAGAAAAGCAAAGGGUUGAAACUGGAUACGGUAGUGCACACGGCUCGCUAUUCGGAUCUUCGAAAAUUUAUUUACAUGCCUCAAGAAUACGAACCAUUCCAAGGGCUUCGACGCAGCAAGGCACUUCCCGUUCCUGGAUUAGACGAAGGUGACAAGCCUUGUCCUGAUUUCCAGUUUGUACACCCCGUAGUAGCUCUAACUGAUAGGGCUCGCACAGCGCUUGAGGAUCUCUCUUUGGAGGCGAGAGAUUGUCUACGUCUGUGGGAAAGCAUGAAGAAGAUUCUCUCAGAGGAAGAACUUGUCAGAUUUGGCGUCCCAGACCCCUCUACCAUUCUCCCAGAGACAAUAUCAAAGUCGGAUGUUCUUCAGUGGGAGGCAGAGCUCAAACAAUCACUCCGACGCAUCAUAGAGAGCCAAGGCUCUGCGUUCCGGAAAAUCAGGAAGCUUUUGGAGCUACCUUCGACCCAAGAGACCCCAUCUUCCGAAUUUAGUCGUGACUUGGAAAGUAUAUUUCACCUUGUCGUCGGUCUGCAUAAGCAAGAUGCUCUGCCUGCUCUCGUGUUUCACUAUGACACUCAGGGUUGUGAGAAGGUUGCGAAGCUUAUAUGCGCGAUGCUUCUCGAGUCUGAAAAAGAGUGGAAAGAAAACUCGGCUGAAUGGGCUCAGAAAGUGAAAGACUAUGAGGCUUGGAAGAGGUCUGAGGACAGCCAACAGAGUCGAAGGGUCGUUCAACGGAACAGAGGCGACGGCGGAGACGAUUCCAGGAUGUCAAAGCAAGAGCAGUUACGUGAGGAGGCAAAUGUCGAGACAAGUCCUUGGGCGAGUUUCAACCCAAAUGCUCCGCUGGAACGAUUCAGUUUUGCAGAUACGACGAAAAUGCAAGCUUUGGAGGCGAAUGGAAUGAUUCGACCUCUACGAGGAGCGGUUGAUGUUUUGCUGCUAGAAGCUCUUCAACGCGGCGUUGGAGUGCAUCACUCUGGUCUGAACCGAGAAUAUCGUCAAGUGGUUGAAGUCAUGUUCCGUAAAGGGUACUUGAGGGUGGUUGUUGCCACUGGUACACUGGCCCUCGGUAUCAAUAUGCCCUGCAAAACGGUCAUCUUCCACGAAGAUUCUGUGUUUCUUACUGCCCAGAACUUCAGGCAAGCUUCAGGACGUGCCGGACGACGAGGCUUUGAUCUUCUUGGCAACAUUGUGUUCAACCAGAUCCCACGAGAGCGCGUGUAUGAAAUCAUGUCGGCGCGGCUGCCAGGCCUCAAUGGACAGUUUCCGAUAUCCACAACCCUUGUGCUCAGGUUGUUCUCGCUUCUUCAUGGAUCUGAUAACUGCCAAUUCGCAGUCAACAUGGUGCAGUCAUUGCUCUCGCAAACGCGGCUCUAUCUGGGUGGACCAGAAUCGGAGAUGUCCAUUAAGCAUCACGUUCGGUUUUCCAUUGAAUAUCUCAGACGGCAGAACUUGCUUUCUGCUGCUGGUGUCCCUAUCAAUUUUGCCAGCAUCAUAGGCCACUUAUACUUUAUGGAGAAUGCAGUGUUUGCUUUUCACUCCCUCUUGAAAGGCGGGUAUUUCCAUCAACUCUGCUCAGACAUCUAUAAAAACCCAGAGCGGGUGUUACUGGAAAUGAUGCUGGUACUGUCCCAUUUGUUUGUCCGAAUACCGGUCAAAGAGAAUGAGAAAUUGGUUGAAAUAGCCAAAACCUCGUCGUCUGUCAUCUUCCUUCCGCCUCUUCCGCAGGAAGCAGAAAGCCUACUCAUCCGACAUAACGAGGAGACUCUUUCCAUCUUCAAAAGAUAUGUCCAGUCUUAUGUUAGCCAUAACUUGACGAAUAAGAGGGAUCGGUCGUUGCCGUUUACCGAAACAGUCGUUGGCCAGGAAAAUCCCAUCCAUUGGGCGGCUACCGAUUCGAGCGCUGCUGGCAUGGUGCGUUCCCCUUUUGUUGCCUUGUCUGGAAAAACGGACGACUUCAAGACAAUUCACGAACUGUGCCAGACGGCGCGUGGAGAUGUCUUUUUGGAAGAAUCGGCCAUUCCGUCGAUACCGAUCUGGCCACACGAUACCAACGUGAGAUUCAACGCAUAUUUGUACGAUUAUUACAAGCACGGCAGCAUGCAUGUCCUUGCGAGAGACAACGGAAUCCGACGCGGAGACGUGUGGUUUCAUCUUAAAGAAUUCUCUCGCACUUUGUCUACAAUCAUUAGCAGUCUAACUAUCCUUAUGAGCGCCAAAGAUGUAGACGCGGAAGAGGAAUUUGAAAGCUUCGAGAACGAGGCUGAAACAACAGCCAGUGGAUCUGAAGAUGACAGUGAUGAAGAAACAGACUCAUCUGCAACUAGCCUAGAUGGCUGGGAUGAUGGCGAAGAUGCCCCUAUCGGGGGACAAAAAAAGGGCAAAGGUUUAUGCCGAGUGCUUUUUGCAUUUAUGCGGUUGAGAGAUGAGUUUGAUGGCAAGUUCCAUCGCGAAUGGGCGUAA
This is a messenger RNA of Trichoderma aggressivum f. europaeum, 5184 nucleotides long. RefSeq lists its product as uncharacterized. The coding region runs from base 1 to 5184 and encodes 1727 amino acids. NCBI's taxonomy places the organism in Eukaryota, Fungi, Ascomycota, Sordariomycetes, Hypocreales, Hypocreaceae. The record is from RefSeq and is a predicted model, not a curated record. The transcript has 6 exons. Gene Ontology annotation, molecular function: nucleic acid binding; ATP binding. Gene Ontology annotation, cellular component: cytoplasm.